CCGAACACACCUUCUAUCAUGGCGUCGGUAACUUUGCGUGACUGUUUUCUCUGUGUUUCAGCGUUUAUUAACUUUAUCUUUGUCUUCGUGACAGGCGCUGAUUUUGUUCGUUUUGUGUCGUUUCGCGCUAUCUAUCAUAACCUGAGCGGGGGCGCGCCUCUGUGUCGAGAGUCUGUGUCGUGGUCUGUGGCCCUGCGUGACGGUGCGAUCUUACGGGCUGUAGCUGUGGAUGUUUUCCUUCUGGUCCUCUUCAGUGUUCAGCACAGUGUUUUGGCAUGGGGUCCAGUGAAGAGAGCCUGUCAGGACCUGCUGGGGGUUUUAUCCAGAACCAUGUACUGCUUCACCACUGCUCUAGCACUGCAGGUGUUGAUGCGAUGUUGGCAGCCGGUCACCAGCCCCUGUCUGUGGUCGGUGCAGAACACCAGCUGGGAUAUUUUCUUCCCUCUCAUCUGUUUUAUUUUACACUUUCUGUGCUGGGCGAUCAUCUGCAGUAUUCUCCUUAUAUUUGACUAUCCAGAAUUAAUGGGCAUCAAACAGGUGUAUUACGAGUGUUUGGGUCUGGGCGAUCCUCUCUCUUUAAAGUCUCCACGUGCCCAGCGGCUCUUCGCUCACCUGAGACAUCCCGUCUGUGUGGAGCUGCUGGCGGUUCUUUGGGUUCUUCCCACGUUUCCUGUGGACCGUCUCGUGCUGGCCGUUUAUCUGUCUGUGUAUCUGAUGGUGGCUCACUCUCUGGACACACAGGACUGUACAUAUCUCAACCGACAGCUGCAGACCAAACUGAAACUCUUCUGCGCACCGCUAGACCAAAGUGAUCAGAGUAAUAACAACGUCAACAAACAGGACUAAAAAAACAAGUGUUAUAUUCACAUCAGCAUGAGGUCAUCAUGACCGGUGGAAAAACUCAAUCAUGAUAUUUCUGAUAUAAAAAAUAGAGGUUAACAAUGAUCAAGUCAUUUCAACAUCAAAAUAAACUGAGCGAUCUCUAUCUUACAGUUCCAGCAGCUCAUCUCCAGUCCAGAUUUAAAAUAGUUGAAGUGCCUUAUACAGUCAGAUUGAUUUGAAUCAUCUUCAUUCAUUUUUAUUCGGUUUAGUUUUUGUGUCGUAAUCUGUUUACAGAUUCUUGAUGAAAUCUAUUCAUAAAUCAUAAGGUACGUACAACUUCACAUUUUAAUACCUACAUAAAGUGUUGUUUUUAAGAAAAAUUAGAAACAUGACCGAUGAUUUUUAACUACUUUAAAUUCAACGUUUCGUAUCAUUUUUGGAAGUAAUUGAGAGAUUGUUUUGAUGAAUUAUCAUUUAAAGAGUUUGGUUCCAAAAUGAGAUAAGUCAUUCACUUGUUAUCAUGUUUUUAUUGUGUUAGUUAGCAGUAUUUUUUUAGUUAUUAGGGCUUGAUUCCACACAAACAACUGCAAUUUGAUUGAAAAAAAUUUGUAAUGAACAAUAAAACAUUUAUCUCAUAUUGGAACCAAACUCUUGAUUUUAACUUGCAGAAAGGGAGAAUGUGUAGAUGGAAAAGUGUUUUAAGUUGGAAAGCCACAGCUAGUUCCCAUUAUGCAUACUUCAUCGCACUGAAACUGUGGAGUUUGUUGGCUGAAUAGUUAAAGUAUGUUAAAGUAUGUAUUGUAGUGAAUACUGUCAUACAUUAAACUCUUCAGUGCACACUUUGAGCUGGUUUCCCGUACAGGACUUAAGACCAGUCCUAGACUCAAAUACUGAAAACAGAAAAUACAGCAGUGCCAUUAUUUUGACUCGAGAUGCACAACUGUAACGCUUGUGUGUGAGAACGACUUAAAUGUCCCAGUUUAUCUAAGGUCUAGCCCUGGUUUAAACUAAUCCCUGUGAGAGAACACCCUGUGUUUUUAAAUAAGUGUCAGCCUUGAGCUAUCAAUUCCUUACUUUUAAUGAAUCAUUUUACGCACACCUGGAUAAUGAAUCGGAGGUUUCUAGUAUUUAUGAUUUGAGAACGACUCUUUAGGGUGUAAACUAAGUGUUGACAGUGUUUGUGUUUUCUAUCCAUGACUAACAGCAGAGAUCGAGCGGCAGAAUAUUUUUAUCGACAAGAGAAACUGUAUUUGGAGAUUUAUUUGUCUGUAGAUGAUGAGGAGGGAAGGUCAUGAGGUUAAACUGACAAACGCGCACACACACCUGAACCACGAGCAGCUAGAUCACACAUAUAGAGAAAUAAACUAUAUUUUUAUAGGUCAGAGUAUGUUUAUCUUUUCCUUAAGAGUUCUAAAACGGCUUUUGCAGCCUCAGGCUUAUUUGGAUGUCAUGUCAAUAAUUUUUUUUAAUGUUGAGUAUUAUUUUAGUGUGUUUCUGUUGACAAACAACCAUGUGUCAUAACUACUGGAAAAUAUGCCUUUAUUGUUUUGUGUUAUUAUGAAUACAGCUUGAAAAAUGUGUGUACUUGAAUAUAAAGUCACUUACUGCAGAAUGUAUUUUUACAUGAUUAUUAAAGAUUGCUUUUUCAGAA
Triplophysa dalaica is the source of this 2473-nucleotide messenger RNA. RefSeq names its product nurim (gene nrm). Gene Ontology annotation, cellular component: nuclear membrane. The record is from RefSeq and is a predicted model, not a curated record. Lineage: Eukaryota; Metazoa; Chordata; Actinopteri; Cypriniformes; Nemacheilidae.